AAUUAAGCCUGAGAUUAYUUGUUGUCGUCCUUCCCUACUAUAAUGUGUAUCCAACAAAAAACAUUAAUACAUGAAACAGGAUGAUGAACUGCUACGCGAUUAAGUUUUGAACAAUUUCCCCUCCAAGCAAUACUGGGUGCGACAGUUGUAGUAUUCAAAAAAUGUCAUAAAAUUCUGUACUAUGUUAGUGUUAGGAUUCAGAAAAACAYAAAUGACAGUGAAAGAACUGCCGUUGGCGGACAAUUGUUGAAUCGCACGGAAUACACACAGYUUCCAAGAGAGAAAAUUCUAUAUUGAUAAUUAAAAGAAGCGGUUGGCUAGUAGGGAAUACACAAGUCCAACUAAACUACUCAGAAAGAAGAUCUGUUUAUAUACAAAGAAAUCCUCAAGAGAAUGGGCUGCGGAUCUUCACAAAACGCCAAGAUAAGAACGGAAUUCAAGACAAUUCCUUUGUCAACAGCACAGAAGUACUUGGUAAGGGAGACAUGGGAAACAAUUGAGCAACACAAAAAUCCCGUUGGGAAAAAGACGUUUUUGAGGUUUUUUGACAUGAAUCCRGAUUUCCAAAAGCUAUUUCCCGAGUUUGUUGGUCUCAAUCGAGAGGAACUGGAAAAAGCCAACGCUUUGCAUGGACAUGCCAAGAGAGUUAUGAAAGCGGUAGAAAAUGCAGUCACAGCUAUGGAUGAUGCCGAGAGUUUUACGGCUUACCUCGAAGGACUUGGACAGAGACACGUGAACAGGGCCCUAAAGCCUUCCUAUCUCGAUGCAAUGCAAGUAGCACUUAUGGAUACUCUUAAAGACCUUCUACAGUCCCAAUGGACCCAGGAAACAUGCGAUGCUUGGAACAUCUUGUUUCGGUUCAUUGCUGAUACCAUGAAAAGAGGACUACAGUCUGCAUCGGCGUAAGAUCGUGYCAUCACUAUCGACCACCUAAUGUAUAUAUAUAGCGUGCAAGGAAGACGUUCAUGGCGAAUUUCCCUUUUUUUCUCUUCUCUUCUUAUUCUUCCAACGGCCUUUCGCUAGAAAAGCCUGUUUUGAGGGCUCAUGUACAUAGUGCUUGUAUAUUAUUGCAUUUUUGUAAAUAAAUCCUCGUAAUGAACUUGA
Molecule: messenger RNA, 1104 nt
Organism: Exaiptasia diaphana
Lineage: Eukaryota; Metazoa; Cnidaria; Anthozoa; Actiniaria; Aiptasiidae
Product: globin-2
Exons: 6
Coding region: 394-906 (170 amino acids)
Biological process (GO): oxygen transport
Molecular function (GO): oxygen binding; heme binding; iron ion binding
Source: RefSeq, a predicted model, not a curated record